Molecule: messenger RNA, 1395 nt
Organism: Penicillium expansum
Lineage: Eukaryota; Fungi; Ascomycota; Eurotiomycetes; Eurotiales; Aspergillaceae
Product: ankyrin repeat domain-containing protein
Exons: 1
Coding region: 1-1395 (464 amino acids)
Molecular function (GO): protein binding
Source: RefSeq, a predicted model, not a curated record
AUGAUCCCGUUACUCAGAUUACCCAACGAGCUGUUACUCCUGAUAAGCACGAAAUUGGAAUCCGAGGAGGAUCUCUCACACCUACUACAGGCGAACCGUCGUCUAUACGACCUUCUUCUUCCCCGUCUCUAUCAACAAAAUGUGAAGCUCUGGAAAAGCGAGGGCUUGGCUAAUUGUGCCGCGACUGGGAAUGAAAGAGGUGUACGGCAUUUUCUCUACUGGGGGGCCUACGUGGAUGUCCAAGUUCUGUCCACGAUUCGAAAGAAAACGGAUCGCUUCAUUCCACCCAUGUCUCUACAUACUAUGUUCUCUGGUAGGCGACCUACGAGUCAAGCCAGGAAUCCGUUUAUGGUUCCGCCUAGAGCUCUACUCAAGGUCGAAAGCCAGACACCCCUGAGCAUAGCCGCGCAUGCUGGACAUGAUGAUAUAGUAAGGCUGCUUCUAGAGCAUGGUGCUCAGUUGAACGACUGCGUGGGAAAAGAAAUAUGGACCGGACCAAACAAUCCCGCGGUCGGGGCUCUUCUCGCGGGCCACGAGAGUGUCUUCAGGAUCCUUCUUGAAUGGGGGGCUCAGAAAGAAGGGCCUAAUCUGUUGUACGGAGGGUUGAUCAACUGUGCAGUAGCUUCCGGUCAAAUGCCGAUGCUGAAGCUUCUCAUCGAAUUUGGGGUCGAUACCAACGCCGAAGUUAACGGAAUGUGUCCAUUGCUUUGGGCUGUGCGCAGAAAGCCAAACUAUGCAUCCAUGGUGGAGGUGCUUCUCGAUAAUGGAGCGAACGUUGCCUUGGUUGAUAAUGAUAGAGCGAAAUUGCUAUUUGAAGCAAUUAGCCGUGGAACCGUCGACACAGUCCGUUUGCUUCUAAAACAUGGAGCAAACUGUCACGAGAGCGUGCUCCACGGGGCUAUAAGAGAAUCUACUCUCGAGACCGUCCGCCUGCUUCUAGAUCACGGAGCUCAUGUUAAUUUCGAGUCCAUCACGCACGCUGUGAUCUCCCGGAAUUGCGACAUACUGGAGCUGCUUAUUGACUAUGGAUUUGAUUUAAAUUCAAGGGGUUAUAAAGGUUACACUAUUUUGCACUACGCCAUUCGCUGCAGUGGAAUGCCUUCCCAUAUGCCCUCAGAUGGGGUGAUAUCCGGCUACUUGGUUCAACCGGUUUUCAAGUGUCCAACGGGACCUGAUCCACCGCAUGUUUCAGCGUAUUGCCGACGCAGAAGAGGGGAUCACAGCACCGCGGAAGAUAUCGUGAGGUGUCUUAUCCGACGUGGUGCGGAUGUGAAUGCUAUGAAUGGGAUGAGGGAAACGCCGCUUUACCUUGCUUGGAAAUAUGCUUCCCCUGCUGUGCAGCAUUUACUGUUGGAACAUGGAGCUGAUUGGACUGCUAUGUUGACGAUAUACUGA